This is a messenger RNA of Limanda limanda (common dab), 1227 nucleotides long. RefSeq names its product protocadherin gamma-A7-like. The transcript is spliced from 3 exons. Gene Ontology annotation, molecular function: calcium ion binding. The coding region runs from base 1 to 1227 and encodes 408 amino acids. Gene Ontology annotation, cellular component: plasma membrane. NCBI's taxonomy places the organism in Eukaryota, Metazoa, Chordata, Actinopteri, Pleuronectiformes, Pleuronectidae. The record is from RefSeq and is a predicted model, not a curated record. Gene Ontology annotation, biological process: homophilic cell-cell adhesion.
AUGGCGUUGGAAAAUGAUCCUCCCUCCUCCGUAAAAUGGCGUUUUUAUGGCAGGCCAGUAUUGCUUUUACUGCUGUUCCUGUGGUGUUUCGGUCACAUCGCAUCUGGCCAAAUACGGUAUACAAUUCCAGAGGAGAUGAAAAAGGGCUCAGUUAUUGGUAACGUAGCUCAAGACCUUGGAUUAGAUGUGCAAAGGCUCCGUUCUGGCCGUGCCCGUAUCGUGACCGGACAAAGCAUCCAGUACACCGAGCUGAAAACAGACAAAGGCAUCCUAGUCGUGAACGAGAGAAUAGACCGAGAGCAGCUUUGUGGUGACGUGACACCGUGCAGCUUCAGCUUUGAGGUUAUUUUAGAAAAUCCGAUGGAGCUGCACCCUGUGAAAAUACUGAUCCAGGACCAGAACGAUAACCCCCCUCAGGUUCUGUACCCAGUCCAGACUGCUGGCUCUCUGGUGGCUGAACUGGUGCCUCGUUCAGCAGAUGUGGGCUAUCUGGUCACUAAAGUGGUGGCUGUGGAUGUGGACUCUGGACAGAAUGCCUGGCUCUCCUAUAAACUGCAGAAAGCCACAGACAGGGCGCUGUUUGAAGUGGGCUCACAGAAUGGAGAAAUAAGAACGAUCCGCCAAGUCACUGAUAAAGACUUAGUGAAACAAAGACUGAGUGUUAUAGUGGAGGACAACGGGCAGCCCUCUCGUUCCGCUACGGUCGUUGUUAACGUGGCGGUGGCGGACAGCUUCCCGGAAGUGCUGGCGGAGUUCACUGACUUUACGCACGACAAGGAGUACAACGACAACCUAACUUUUUACUUAGUGCUUGCUCUGGCUGUAGUUUCCUUCCUCUUCAUCACGUGUGUAGUGGUUAUUAUCUCAGUGAAAAUCUACAGAUGGAGACAGUCUCGCGUCCUGUAUCACUCCAACCUCCCUGUGAUUCCAUAUUAUCCACCACGUUACUCAGAUACUUUGGGGACAGGGACUCUCCAACACGUGUACAAUUACGAGGUGUGCAGGACGACUGACUCCAGAAAGAGUGACUGUAAGUUCAGCGGAGCUGGUAGUCAGAACGUGCUGAUAAUGGACCCCAGUGCUACAGGGACGAUGCAGCGGAUACAGAGUGAAAAGAGCAUCCUGGAUGAACCAGACUCUCCUCUUGAGACUCUGAGGGCCGCUGUUUCCCUUCGAAGCAAAUGUGAAGCCUUUGAAAUGCAGCUACACCUCCAGUCGUCGUCUUAG